AUGCAUGCCUUUAUUGUUUUGUGUUUAGUAGCGGCCGUCAGUGCUGGUCGUUUGGGUUAUAAUUAUAAUCCAGGUAGCAUCGGCAAUACUGGCAUCAUUGGGGGUGGCAGCAUUGGUAGCACUGGCAGCAUUGGUAGCGUUGGUAGUGUUGGCAGCAUUGGUGGUGGUAGCAUUGGCAGUGGUGGACUGGCUGGUCCAGUCAGCUACAAUGCCGCACCACAAGUCCAAUACGAUAAGGAGUUCUAUUCAUUCUAUGCCAACGAUGAUGACUUCGAUGACAAAGACGCUGCUCGUAAGAUCGCUGCCUCGCUAAAGAAGAGCGUCCGUGUGAUCUUCAUCAAAUCACCCGAGAAUCGUGGCUAUGAGAACGCAGUUCUGGCUUUGGCCAAGCAGGCUGCCGAGCAACAGACGGCCAUCUAUGUGUUGCACAAACAGCACGACCUUAACGAGCUGGCCAACAAAUUCAAUGCCGUUCGCAAUAAUAAUAGCAAGAAGCCCGAGGUGCACUUCGUCAAGUACCGCACCCCUGAGGACGCUGCCAAUGCGCAACGCGCCAUUCAAAGCCAGUACGACUCAUUGGGCGGCACAUCCCAGUCGAUUAAUGGUGGUGUGGCCAAUGCACUGAACUUUGCCUCUCGUUCCCCGGCCCCAGUGCAAAUCGGUCAACCCCAGGUGCCCGACGCCAAUUACUUACCCGCCUCGAUUUUGCGACGUCUCCGUCUGCGCCAUUAA
Molecule: messenger RNA, 732 nt
Organism: Scaptodrosophila lebanonensis
Lineage: Eukaryota; Metazoa; Arthropoda; Insecta; Diptera; Drosophilidae
Exons: 1
Coding region: 1-732 (243 amino acids)
Source: RefSeq, a predicted model, not a curated record